This is a messenger RNA of Amoebophrya sp. A25, 2139 nucleotides long. NCBI's taxonomy places the organism in Eukaryota, Dinophyceae, Syndiniales, Amoebophryaceae. The record is from the annotation of a GenBank genome assembly.
AUGUCUCGACAGAGCAGUAGUGCUUUGCUCGUCCCAGGCGAUGAGGCGCUGCGUUCCGAGCAGGACAAUCUGUUGGCACAUUAUGGAAGGAGAUAUAAGAAGUAGUCAUUUAUUAUUAGAGUUCUUUCUUUCUUUUCCCUCCCUCUAGUACUCUGCGGAUCUGCUGACUCUUAUGGCCUUGUGUAAUGACUUAGGUGUUGUACAUGUAUCGUUUUCAAGCACUCAGAAGUUCUUCGCCUAAAAAGCUUAUCAAUACAGUUCAUGAAUCAUGGCAUUCUCAUGUUCAUCUCCUUCGUAACAGGAAUUUGAACCCUCAGGAUAUCCUUCUAACAACAGGACGCUGGCGGUGGAGGUUUCGGCGAGACGGAAAUAGCCCUAAUCGAAGAUCUGUGCACUUUGGAUGAUGAAUACACGGAGUGCAAGAAACAGAUGGAUGCAGAAAUCAAUGCAAUUUACGCAAGAUUCGAGGGAAAGAUGCAAAGGUAGAAAUAAUUCCUGGGUAUCAGGACUUCGACUUGGGUUAUGACUUGGGUAUCGUAAAUCGUAUGCUUUUACACGACAGUUCUAAGAAUCCUCACUCAACAGACAUGUGCUUUACUCUCCAAUCUACGACAGCAGGAUCCUCGAUACGCGACGGGAGAUGAUUACGCAAGUACCUGAAGAUGACCAAGACCGAGCAACUUCCCCAAGAUCAUCAAAGCUACUCAAAAAUAGCUUGAACGACCACGGAUCUCCUUCACUGUCUUCUACACCUAGCACUAGCGCAUCCCUUCUAUCCUGUUCGUCUAGCCGUAAAAAUGGCAAUACGAUGAAUCGAAGUGGCACUCCCCAACUACCAGGCUUUUGGCUCGGUGCAUUGCGUAACUCAGAACUCAGGAGUUUUAUCCUCCAGCAUGACUGCGAUGCUUUGAGUUACCUCACGGAUAUCAAAGCAUGGGAGGUGAGAAACUUCUUCACCAAACAGCAAGGACAAGAAGGGCCAGACCAACGUCGAAAAGGGACAGAUAACAAGGAUGGCGAAACCUCCUCAGCUACACCAUCAAAUUCAUCCGCUCUUUUCCUAGAGUUUUCUUUUCGAGAGAAUCCCUAUUUCACCAACACCUGCAUACGAAAGGCUGUGCUGGUGCAUGAACGGAGUCCCUAUAGACAAGAAGCAGAAGUCGUUUGUGUGGAGAGUUCCAAGAUCCACUGGAAACAUGGAAAGUCCUUGGUGAAGCCUGCUACUGCAGAAAUGUCUUCUCCUUCUACAGCAGUAGCCGCGGCAACAUCUGAAAGUCCAGCAAGCACUAGGUCUUCGAGAAGAAGUUCAAGAGCUAGCACGCCUUCUCCAUCUUCACGGCCGCGUGCUUUGGGUCGUGUUCCGCGCCCUCCACUAUUUCAGGGACAAGAAAAGGGUCCUCUUGCUGUUUCUCCGACGCGAAGUAACCAGACCAUCUUAGCAGGCACAACUAGAAAAAACCACUUCAACAACGAUGAGAGGACGCAGACGUCUUCAUCUACUUCAUCCCUCGCCCCCGUCCGUCGUGGUUUCUUCAGCCUCUUCUUUCGAACGCUGUGCCAACCAGAUCUAGAGGAGGAUGAGCUUGAAAAGUUCUGCCUUCUCAUAGAAAACCAGAGUCAGCAUGACCCUCUUGUGAAACUAAACAAUAAAAAAGAGCUACAAGAACAGGAAGGUCGUAGUGGAGGUAGAAGUGAUGCUACAAAUGGAAGAGCUGAAGGUGGUAGUACUACUAAAAAGAAAACGACCACCACGACCAGUCCUCACCAUCUCUACGCCCACGAAGUACAGCGUUGCCGAGAUGACGGUGAGGAGGAACGCGACUACGUUGUAGGCCUGCUGAACGAACACUACGAAGCCACUGUUGCUUUACAAAAGGGGAUUGUGCCUCAUGCGAUACGGUAUUAUCUGAAUGAAGUGGAUGGCGACGAUGAAGAUGAUGAUAGUGACGAGGAGGAUGUUGAGGAUGAUGAAGCUGACGAGGGCGAAGAUGAGUGAGGCCUUCAUCAUGAUGGGGAUGUUGGGCAACCUGGACUUUCUAGUCUUUCCAAGAAACUCAAACUCUGACAAUUUCUCGUCUAAAGUUACGUACAUGGAACUCUUCUAGUUUUAAGAACAAGACUACGAGAAGUACGACUACC